Molecule: messenger RNA, 1288 nt
Organism: Linum trigynum
Lineage: Eukaryota; Viridiplantae; Streptophyta; Magnoliopsida; Malpighiales; Linaceae
Source: the annotation of a GenBank genome assembly
CAUUAUUAGUUUCAUUUCUUUGUUAGUCAUUUUGUCUCUCAUGUUUUCAGUAGUUCUAAGCAUAUGAUGAGUAGUUUGAGUAUUUGUUAGAUAGUUGAUUUCCCAAUAUCAAAACAAAACAAAACAAAACAAAUGUGAAUGACGCAUCUAUAAAAUUUAUGGUAAAUGUCAAGUUUGGUCACUGGGUUUUAGGGCUGCUAAACGGUACGAUAGCCGGUUUACCGUUUACCGUUUCACCGGUUUCGGUAAUACCGGAAAUGGCAAACCACCCGCCGGAUGCCGCUACCGUUUUCCACCCGGUAUACCGCCUACCGUUUCGGUACGGUAUCGGUAAGGGAACGAGAGUCCCGAAUUACCGACAGAAAGUGACCUGCCUCUUCCCUUUCGCUGCUGAGUGCUGUCAAUCCCUUAUCCCUCUGUCCCUGUCUCCCUGUCGGCUGUUACAUACCCCAUUUGCUUCACCUUCACGACUUCACCCAACCCCAACCACGUCCAUUCCUCAAUUUCAUCAAUCUUCACCAUUCACACCAACGUCCAACGCCACAUGCCAUCAUUUCCAGUCCACAAUGUCAUGACUUGUGCUGAUGGUUAGUUGGCUGCAUUCACUCUCUCCCCAGAUUCCCCGCCGGCAUCCAGACCCACCCACACUACCACUAUCACCAUUGCCCAUAGGUAAACACUAAAACAACAACUACAAAUAAACUCAUGAGAAUGAAUAGUAAACAGGAAAUGCUGGCGGCGGUGUACGAGCGGUGGACGUGGCCUUGGAAGGGGGACGUGGUCGUGGCAGAGUGUGACGUCAAGGAGGUGGCGUUCCGGCCGCGUGUGACGAAAUUGGAGCUGGGUCCGGCGAGCUGCCGCUCCGACGGGCGGUGGCGGCGGUUGGAGGUGAAGUGCCGGACCAUAUUCUGGAAUUAUGUCUACGUUGCGGGAAUGUGUCUUGCGAUUUUGGCGUUCUCUCUUUAGGCGGUUGAGUUUUAAUUAUCUCUCUUUUGGGGUUGCCUUGCAUGGCAGCUGGGCCGCGGCGCGUGAUGUUUUUUUAUUUCUACUCGGUGUCGGAUUACCGAGCCGCCGACGGUAAACUACUCAUUCGAUCCCGGCAUACCGCCAUCACAAUUUCCCCAGCCGACUACCGUUAAGUUCGGUUACCGGUACGGUUACCGGUUAAACCGACGACCGGAAAACCGUUUAGCAGCCCUACUGGGUUUACUAAAAUGUGUCACGUUUAGUCAUUCAAAAAAAUUAAUAUCAAUUUUGGCACUCGAAUUAGUAAAACGGUACACGUUUA